AUGGCUACUUCCAUCAACUGCUCAAUUGUCUUCGCGAUCAUAGCAUUAUCGCUCUUUUCAAGCAUAUCGACAAGUCAUGCUGCUCGUAGCCUACUUCAACUUCCUAACCUGCCAACAAUCCCAUCACUGCCUCAACCAACAAUGCCACAACUACCCAAUAUUCCCAACUUGCCUACAACAUUGCCACCAUUGCCAAGUGUAUCAUCUUUGCCUACAUUGCCUUCUAUCCCCAAAAUGACACUGCCUCCAAUGCCUUCCAUCAAUCCUCUUCCCAACAUGCCAUCAAUUCCAAACAUUAUUCCUACACUUUCACCUCCUCCAUCCAACUAA
This is a messenger RNA of Capsicum annuum, 330 nucleotides long. RefSeq names its product protein PELPK2-like. The transcript has a single exon. The coding region runs from base 1 to 330 and encodes 109 amino acids. Lineage: Eukaryota; Viridiplantae; Streptophyta; Magnoliopsida; Solanales; Solanaceae. The record is from RefSeq and is a predicted model, not a curated record.